Staurois parvus is the source of this 271-nucleotide messenger RNA. The record is from the annotation of a GenBank genome assembly. Lineage: Eukaryota; Metazoa; Chordata; Amphibia; Anura; Ranidae.
GAGUUGCAGUUUGGUUUCAAUUUGUUAGUGUAUUUAAAUAUGCUAGUACAUCUAACACUUCCCUCCCCCAAGACUGACAAUGCUGCUGUCCAAAGGUGCCCCAUGUGCUCUUUCAUCCAGAGUGUAGGCACUCUAAUACAGGAGGUGUGUUACUGGCCAGAUCACUAGGUGAAAACAGUGGGAAAAGCCUAAAAAAGGAAACUGAUGCAGCCACCACAUUUAAUGACUGGUAAACUGCAAAAUAUUACAUUGUUGCUAUUGGGUUAAAUAC